Messenger RNA from Cynocephalus volans (Philippine flying lemur), 5321 nucleotides. RefSeq names its product phosphatidylinositol glycan anchor biosynthesis class Z (gene PIGZ). Gene Ontology annotation, biological process: GPI anchor biosynthetic process. Bases 1 to 2832 code for a protein of 943 amino acids. Gene Ontology annotation, cellular component: endoplasmic reticulum membrane. The record is from RefSeq and is a predicted model, not a curated record. The transcript has 6 exons. Gene Ontology annotation, molecular function: alpha-1,2-mannosyltransferase activity. Lineage: Eukaryota; Metazoa; Chordata; Mammalia; Dermoptera; Cynocephalidae.
AUGGCCAGAGAAAAAGGACGACAAGUCACCUGCAAAGGACUGAUAGUUAAAAAGGCAGCAGACCUCAACCACAACAACCGAAGUCAGAAGAAAGUGAAUAUAAGCUUGCAAAUGACGAUAGAAAAUAACUGUGAACCUGGAAUUAUGAACCCUGUGAAACUCUCUUUCAAGAUUGCAGAUGGAACGAGUGCGCUAGCCGGCCCCAAGCUCCGUCCAGGCUUAGGCGGGGACCGAGGGGCACGGGCGGCGCCGGGCUCCCCGCGGGCGCGCCUGGAACCCGCGGGUGGAGGGCGUUCCCCGGCCCAGGGACAGGAGGGUGGUUCUGGCACCGCCCUGCGGGAGACUGUGUGGCGCCGGCCAGCGCUCUCCGCCCGGCCCUCCAGGGACAGAGCCACCGGCUCCGGCUCCAGCUCCGACGUCCCGCUCGCACACGUCGCUCCGCAGCCCCCGGGGGCCUGGCGCCCCAGUGAACGCAGUGACCUCCCUCCAGCUCCGGCUGCCUGCGGGGCAACCCUGGCUCAGUCACCCGUCGCCCACCAGCGGAAUGCGGAAAGGGGCAUCAGGACCCCCGCUAGGCUGUUUCCAGGAUGCCGUGCGCUGCCAGAGGCGGCUGUCCGAGCGAGCAGCGCCCCGGGUGAGACGGAGCCUGCCCCGGCGCCGCGUCCGCGCAGGCCCGCAGGACGCCCUGCAGCGGCGCCCAUGUCCUCACUGACCUUCACGCGGCGUGGCUCGCCAAGUCGGGGGCUGCUGGAGGAAUUAGUCCGAACGCGGGCAGGGCAGAGUGGUCAUCGCCAGGCAUGCCACGGCCCGAGGGACACCUGGCCCAUGUCCCCGCUCUGUGGCCACAGCUCGCCACGGGACCUCGGGGGACAGGCCGGGGCGGGGACGGGGACGCAUACGAUGACCACGCCCGCCCGCGCGCGCUCCCAAGCCUCUCCGACCCGCAGCGCCUCCGCCCUGCCUGCGGCACAGCGAGGACGAGCCACCCCCCGCCCCACGCCCGCCCUCUGGUCCCGCCGCCCCGGCCCACCCCGGGCGCUGGCUCUCGCUCCGCCGGACGCCGCCCGCGCCGCAGGUGCUGCCCAGAGGCAGCGCGCCGUUGCAGGUCUGUGGCUCCAGAGUGGUAUCUACAGCAGCUGGGAAGUAUUCCAGGCUCUUGGCCCAGUGUUUUGGCAACAAUUUGAUCUGAAGAUGGCAACCAGGGUGCUUUGGGGCAGCCUAUGCCUGCUCCGAGUGCUGUGGUGUCUCCUUCCGCAGACAGGCUACGUGCAUCCUGAUGAGUUCUUCCAGUCACCCGAGGUCAUGGCAGAGGACAUCCUGGGAGUGCAGGCCACACGGCCCUGGGAGUUUCACCCCAGCAGCUCCUGCCGCACGGUGGUCUUCCCUCUACUGACCUCAGGCUCUACCUUCUGGCUGCUCAGGCUCUGGGAAGAGUUGGGGCCAUGGCCUGGCCUGGUGACUGGCUACGUACUACUGGUGGGGCCCCGACUCCUCCUCACUGCCCUCUCCUUUGCCCUGGAUGGGGCCAUGUAUCACUUGGCCCCACUGUGGGGGGCAGAUCGUUGGAAUGCCCUGGUCCUGCUGUCUGGUUCCUACGUCACCCUGGUCUUCUACACAAGGACCUUCUCCAACGCUGUCGAGGGACUGCUCUUCACAUGGCUGCUGGUGCUGGUAUCCCCCCAUGUAGCACGGAGCCCCACACCCAGGAAGCCUGCUCCAGGUCCAUGGUGGCACAGCUGGCUUCUCGGGGGCAUUGUGGCUGCUGGCUUUUUCAACCGCCCCACCUUUCUGGCCUUUGCUCUGGUCCCCCUCUUCCUCUGGGGCAUUCGUGGAGCCACAAACCCUGGCUUCAAGUCCCUGACCUGGGAAGCCCUGGUGCUGCUCCCAGGAGCGGCCCUCACAGCACUAGUGUUUGUGGCCAUGGACAGCUGGUACUUCUCUAGCCCCUCUAGACCCAGUACCCUUGUCCUUACACCUGUGAAUUUCUUGCACUACAACCUGGAUCCCCAAAACUUGGCACAGCACGGCACACACAUGCGGCUCACUCACCUGGCAGUCAAUGGCUUCCUGCUCUUCGGGGUGCUGCAUGUCCAGGCUCUGCAUGCUGCGUGGCAACAGCUCCAAGUCUGCCGCCAGGCCUUUGCAAGAAUGGGCCUCCUGAGGGCACUGGGUGCCCAGAGCCUGUUGUCCAGCUCCAGAUCUUCUCUUCUUCUCCUCUACUUCAUGCCCCUGGCCCUACUGUCUGCCUUUAGCCACCAGGAGGCUCGGUUCCUGAUCCCCCUCCUGGUUCCGCUUGUCCUGCUGUGUAGUUCACAGACCCAACCUGUGCCCUGGAAGGGCACCCUGGUUCUUUUCAAUGCCCUAGGUGCCCUCUUCUUUGGCUGCCUGCAUCAGGGGGGCCUGGUGCCUGGCUUAGAGUACCUGGAGCAGGUGGUUCAUGCACCUGUGCUCCCAAGCAUGCCUAUCCACUACACACUUCUCUUCACCCACACCUACAUGCCCCCCCAGCACCUUCUACGCCUCCCAGGCCUGGGGUCACCUGUGGAGGUGGUGGACAUGGGUGGGACUGAGGACUUGGACCUGUGCCAAGCCCUGAACAACUUCAUUAACCGACCAACCUGUCAAGGGGCUGGUGGGCCGUGGCUCUGCCGCCUCUUUGUGGUGACCCCUGGCACCACCAGGCAUGCCGUGGAGAAGUGCAGCUUUCCCCUCAAGAAUGAGACACUCAUGUUUCCCCACUUGACCCUGGAGGAUCCACCAGCCCUGUCCUCCCUGCUGAGUGAGGCUUGGAGGGACCAUCUCAGUCUUCACAUCAUGGAGCUGGGGGAAUAAGCCUGACAAUAUGACAGAACAGCCCCUGCCCAAGAUUCAGCUAUAGAAGGUGCCACUCCACCUUCUACAUGGGUAGCUGGGCUGGGAUGCUGGGACAGAGCCUUGGUUCUCCUUUGGGAUUCCCACUGCUGCCUGUCCUGGGCACAGCUGUUGAGUGUUCUACCUUCUGAGUGAGCUGGCACUCUUUUCCCUCAGACCAAAGUUCUGACCAGUCACGAUCCUGAUGCCAAAGUCCCUAAGGAACCUUGGUGUAACCAAUGGUACCUAAUGUCUGUUCCUGCCCCAUUCCUUCCAGCCACUGUGAUAUUUUAAAUACUGUAUAAAAUAGCUCCUGGUUGUGAAAAAUGACAUCCCUGAAUGACCUCUCCCAAACUUUCUAUGAUGCCUUACUUCCUGCUGUCAUGACAACCCUUUGGCUUCCUAAGGCCGAUCUGAGCUUCCAGAUACCUGGAAGGCAGUGUGGUGAAGUAGAAAGAACAGGUGGCUCAGAUUCAGGGGACCCAAAUUCUAGUCCCUAGUCUGCUACUCACUGUGUCAUCUUGAGAAAGCCCCUCCCACUCAUCCGGCCUGUUUCCCAAUCUUUCUGUUUGUCUUCCAGUAUGUACAAUGGAUUAGAGGAUCUGAGAGGGGUCUGACAGCUAGCACUGUCAUUCCCGGAGCACAUAGCACAUGAACCCUGGCUAAGCAGGCAUGUCUCUCACCAAGCUCUUUAAGCAUGGAAGUGGGAGUGGUGUUAUAUUUAGUGGAAAUUUGGUGCCUGCUGUCUCGGUGUUUGAUUAUUUAUUGUUAUUAUUAAAACAAGUCAUUCUGUGCUGUUAUCAAAAAGACAAAAAAUAAAUGUUGGCAAAGAUGGGGAGAAAAGAGAAUUCAUAUACUGUUGGUGGGAAUAUAAAUUAAUACAGCCAUUAUGGAAAAGUCUGGAGUUUCCUCAGAAAAACUAAAAACAGAACUACCAUAGGAUUCAGUAAUCCCACUGCUGGCUAUCUACCCAAAGAAAAGAAAAUUAGUAUAGUGAAGGGAUAUCUGUAUCCCCCAUGUUUAUUGCAGCCCUAUUCACAAUUGCCACAAUAUGGAAAGAGGUUGGCCGGUUAGCUCACUUGGUUAGAUUAUGGUGCUGACAACACCAAGGCUAACAGUUCAGAUGCCUGUAUGGCCAGCUGCCAAAAAAAAAAAAGGAUGGAAUCAACCUAGGUGUCCACUGACAGAUGAAUGGACAAAGAAAAUGUGGUACAUAUAUGCAAUGGAAUACCAUUCAGCCAUGAAAAAGAAUAAAAUCUUGUCAUUUGCUGGCAAUAUGAAUGAUCCUGGAAGAAAUUAUGUUAAGUGAAAUAGAUCAGGCACAGAAAGAUAAAUACUGCAGGUUCUCACUCAUAUGUGGGAGUUAAAGAACAAAAAAAAUUGAACUUCUAGAAGUAGAAAGUAGAAUUGUGGUUACCAGAGCCCAGGAAUGGGAGAGGUGAAGGGGGAAUAAGGAGAGAUUGGUUAGUGGACACAAAAUUAUAGGUAGAUAGGAAAAAUAAGUUCUAGUGGUAAACAGUAGUGCUAGGCAUCUAUAAUUAACAAUAAUUUAUUGUAUGUUCUCAAAUGGCUAAGAGAGUUCAAAUGUUCUUACAAAGAAAUGAUAGUAUUGGGAUGGUGAAUAUGCUAACUACCCUGAUUUGAUCAUCACACAUUGUGUACAUGUAUUAAAAUAUAAUUCUAUACCCCAUAAAUAUGUACAAUCAAUACAUGUCAAUUAAAACUAAAUUCCUUUAAAAAAAUAGUCAUCCUAGUAAAUUUCUUCCCACUCUCUUCUACGGCUGUCCCUGAGAGGUGGUGGGAAACUCUCCAGCUACUUCUGCACCUUGCCCUAAGAAUCAUUCUCCCAGAUAUUGGCUAGCUGGUUAGCUCAGUUCGUUAGAAUGCCACCUUGUAACACCAAUGUCAAGGGUUCAGAUCCCCUACCUGCCAGCCAUCAACGAAAAAAUGAAAGCCCAGAUGUUCUCCUCAGCAAUGCCAUGUGUCAUAGGCCCUCUCAGCCUGCCCCAAUGGGAAUGGAGAACACACAAAGCUCAGCCAGUAUCUGGUUACCAGCCUAAAAGCUUUUCCUGUGGUGCCAUGCUUUCCAGAUUAUCUGAUUAACUGUGUAGCCUAAUUAGAAAUGAUCAUGAGGUGGAAUACUGGGGUCUAAAAGUUCUUUUAACUAAGGCCCUUUGCUUGUGUAACCUUGCAGCUGGAAUAUGCUUGUUUGCAAAAGACCCCUAAAAGUUGGUUAAACAGCAGUCUGCCUCUUGGGUUUCUGUGGCUCUGCUGCUUGCUUGACUGAGCCACCUGAACUCGCAGAAACUACUUGCUGAAGAUAUGUUUAGAAACUGAAACAGCACCUACUUAACCACACAUUUCCUGCCUCUGUAAAGCUGCUGGAAGCCCCCCCAGCUUGGGUCACUCUGCCUGGAUACAGACAGGGCCAAUAAAAAGCUUGCAUGCCUGCUCAAGAAAAGUAAAUAACC